UGAAAAUCUAGCUAUAGAUGGAUCUCUAGAAGUCAAUGGCUUUGAUUUCACCAUCUCUGAGCCUCAUGAUUUGAAGAAAUUAAGCAUUUAAGCAUAGAUUUGGACAAUGCAGAUGAUCUUCAUAAUUGGCUUGCUCUGUGCCUCCUUUUGAUAGUUUGAGCAAAUUGAGGCUGGUUCAUUCUAGGAGCUCUUACUGGUGGAGAACUUUAAUGAGGUUGCUAGAGAGAUCACCUAACCUAGAGUGUCUUGCAAUAGACGACUGCUCUUAUCAAACUCGAAGACAGCUGGAAGAGGAGGUGAUUGAACAUGCUGACAAAGGAGCAGAGGUGAUUGAACAAGCUGAGAAUGGGCCGGAGGUGAUUGAACGAGCUGAGAAUGGACUGGAGGUGAUUGAUCUUAGAGAGCAAAUAGCAGCACUAGUACGUACUCUGAACUGGGUUCCACCAGAUUCUAUUCCCAAAUGUUUGCCGUCACACCUGAAGACCAUCUCCAUUAACGGAUUCUAUGGAAAGGGAACGAUUGGAUAUCUGGAUGAGAUGGAGUUGAUCAAGUAUUUAUUAAAGAAUGGUAGAGUUUUGGAGAAGAUGACUAUUUAUACUCCUGGUCUACAUAGGGGUACAAAAGAGGAGUUCUUCGAUGAACUUUCAAUGUUUGAAUGGGGUUCAAAGACUGUUCAAGUUGAAAUGAUCGAGGAGAUAUCUUAUCAGUGAAUGCUAUGGGAUAUAAGGUACAAAAGCGACUUCGCAAAGUUUAGUCAUCUACGAGUUCGCUUUUGAUUCUUGUCAUUUUGUAGAGACCACAAUUUCCAGAGAUAACUUGAAACAAAACUUGGAUUUGUUACCAUUAUCUUGUUUACAGAGUUUCCUUUCUUAAAACAUCAU
This is a messenger RNA of Rosa rugosa (rugosa rose), 881 nucleotides long. RefSeq lists its product as uncharacterized. Lineage: Eukaryota; Viridiplantae; Streptophyta; Magnoliopsida; Rosales; Rosaceae. The record is from RefSeq and is a predicted model, not a curated record. The coding region runs from base 210 to 710 and encodes 166 amino acids. The transcript has 2 exons.